AUGAAACCAAUUUUAAAGGAUAGUGUUAGAAAAUUGUAUGAAAUGUUAAAUUCAAUAAAUCCAAGUCAACAACAUGCUCUUGCUGGACUUGAUGAAUUUGUUACCGAUGGAGUAGAAGCAUGGAGUGUAUUGAAAGGUAUGGUUAAAAAGUUUUCAAUAGAACAAGAUGAAAAAAAACGUUUACAGAAACAAAUAAGCAUCGCAUUGUUGUAUCAGAAACAUGGCUAUUCUCAACAUUGUCAAGAACAUUGUCAAUUUCAUUGUAUUAAUUAUGCACUAUCUGAUCCAAGAACAAAAAGAAUUCUCGAAUAG
This is a messenger RNA of Didymodactylos carnosus, 312 nucleotides long. Lineage: Eukaryota; Metazoa; Rotifera; Eurotatoria; Philodinida; Philodinidae. The record is from the annotation of a GenBank genome assembly.